Beta vulgaris subsp. vulgaris (sugar beet) is the source of this 1353-nucleotide messenger RNA. Its product is annotated as E3 ubiquitin-protein ligase At4g11680. The transcript is spliced from 5 exons. Bases 149 to 1195 code for a protein of 348 amino acids. Lineage: Eukaryota; Viridiplantae; Streptophyta; Magnoliopsida; Caryophyllales; Amaranthaceae. The record is from RefSeq and is a predicted model, not a curated record.
GACCCCACCAUACUCAUCUGACAGUCAUCACCUCCUUCUCUCUAACUCAAACCCCAAACUCUUAACGCUCCAUUUCAUUUUCACACCACUCUUAACUCUUACAACUACAUCCCAAAAAAUUUCAUAUUUCGCCAAAUUUCAAACUCUAAUGUCAAGCCUCGAUGCGACACCGUUUCUAUCCACGGCGCCGGCGCCGGCGACGGCGGCAGCAGACCUACCAUCGUCGAUGCGAGCUCAAGGCCUACGCCACGCAGCGCGGAUGAUUCGUCGCGCAAGCGGAGGUAGGAGGUCGAUGAGAGGUGCUUCAGUAGCAGUAAGAGAAACGGCAGCACAAGAAAUUGAAGAGAGACAAGUUGAUUGGGCUUAUUCUUCUCCAGUUGUCGCACUUGACGCUGCUUGGAACUCCGCUUUCGUCUUCGCUGCUUCCGUUGCGCUUUUUUUCACUCGUCAUGACUCACUUCGCCUUCCGCUUAGGGUUUGGGUGAUUGGAUAUGCUCUUCAGUGUCUUCUUCAUGUUUUUUGUGUUUUUGCUGAGUUUCGCCGGCGUAGGAGACGGAGGAUUGCUCUUCAAGAUGGCCGUGAGGAUUACUAUGAGGAAUCUAGUACCGUGAUAAGGCAUUUGGAAUCUGUAAAUACAAUGUUUUCCUUUAUGUGGUGGAUACUUGGAUUUUAUUGGAUAUGUAUUGGUGGCCAUGCCUUGGAGCAAGACUCCCCCACCCUUUACUGGCUUUGCAUAGCAUUUUUGGUUCUUGAUCUGUUUUUUGUCAUCUUCUGCGUGGCUCUGGCGUCUGUGAUUGCUGCGGCUGUUUGUUGUUGCCUCCCAUGUAUUAUUGCUAUCUUAUAUAUUUUGGCAGAUCGGGGGGGAGCAUCCAAAGAAGAGAUCGAUAACCUACCAAAAUAUACAUUUCACAGGAGUGAUAGUGAGAAGAAAAUGAAUGAAGAGACUGAAGCACCUUGCGGAGGAAUUAUAAAGGGGUGUGGAACAGAUUGCGCUGUUGAACGUACAUUAACAGCAGAAGAUGCUGAGUGUUGCAUCUGCCUAUGUGCUUAUGAAGAUGGCAUUGAGCUUAGAGAGCUCCCUUGCAAUCACCAUUUCCACUGCUCUUGUGUGGACAAGUGGCUACAUAUCAACUCCACCUGCCCGCUUUGCAAAUACGAUAUAUCGAAGCGUUACAACCGAGACGGAGAAGUUUAAACAUUGCAGGGAAAAGUUUUGAGUUGUCAUAGCUGUAAAAUGUUGUACAGUAUGUGUAAAUUUAUCAUGUUUACAUCUGCUAUUGGAAUUCUUCAGAAUCCAGAUAUAAUGGCUUUGAGCCUUAUAAUUGCGCAAUCAAAUAAGCAAAUUUUAAUGUA